AUGUCCUCUGAGGUUCUUACCGUGUCGUGCCCCCGAACGCUACCGGCUAUAUUUGCCUCCCUAAGUGUCCAAAUUGCGAAUAUUAGUGGAAACUCAGCGGAUGGAACCAAAAUUGCAAAGCAUAGAGCGCGCUUCUGCAUGCUUGCCCUGAAAACAAUGCAAGAUCGUUGGACUCCGAUCCUGUGGUACUAUCCUAUGUUCUUGAAAAUACUGCACAAAAUGGGAUGUGAAGUUCCAGAUGGCGAGAAAUACAGCAGUCAUUCAUCCCACGAUCAUUCCUCUGGAGCCUCAAGCACCACUGAGCUUCUUCCUGGUACUCUGUGGCGACAGCCGCAACGCAACCAGGUUUCCGAGAUUCCUAGCGGGUCUUUCAUGGGCCAAAUCGCGACAGAGGAGGCCGAAUACAGUGCAAUGAUGGAGUGUUUUCCAUUCUCGAGCUUCUUGACUGACAGUAUUUCUGGACAAUCCGACAACCCGUUUGACCAGGAGGGCAAUGCUUAA
Molecule: messenger RNA, 501 nt
Organism: Aspergillus pseudoviridinutans
Lineage: Eukaryota; Fungi; Ascomycota; Eurotiomycetes; Eurotiales; Aspergillaceae
Exons: 2
Coding region: 1-501 (166 amino acids)
Source: RefSeq, a predicted model, not a curated record